AGAUCCGCAGGUUUAUCGUACCCCGACCGGGGGAUCCCCAAGGAGAUGGCCAUCCAAGCCGACAUUAGACGGGUUGCGACAAGUCGUGUGUCUACUGGACCCCAUCCACGUCAUCAGGUUCUUCCAGACCAUCUCGAUUAUGUGCACACUGGGGCGAGGUUGUGGGGGUAUGAUGCAGUUACGGUCAUGGAACCUGAUGCGGGCGGCGUUAGGAGUGGUUUGGACUUGUGA
Molecule: messenger RNA, 231 nt
Organism: Closterium sp. Naga37s-1
Lineage: Eukaryota; Viridiplantae; Streptophyta; Zygnematophyceae; Desmidiales; Closteriaceae
Source: the annotation of a GenBank genome assembly